UGUCUGAAGCUGUGUUGAUAAAGUUAUGUAUUCAAAAUCAGGCAGCAAUGGCGGCUCCCAUGUCGUGGAGGAGCUUGUUGUCCUGUCUUAAAAGACCGGCUGUCUCCGGGGUUUUAACCCGAAUUUCUGACCGGUUAUUCCGGAGAAAGGAGCGGAGCAGAGGGUCGUCUGUGUUCCUGCUGGCGCCCCUGCUGGGAGAGGUUCGACCCCUCCCUGCGCUGGCUCAGCCUCGCCCCCCUGCCUGCCCCGCCACCUCGGAGGGGCUGCUGCAGCGCUUCCACUGGGUCGCGGACCAGGUGCCAGCUUUCCGGGUCUCGGGGGGGCAGGUGCACGUGCUGCACUCCCCUGAUGAGUUCUAUCAGAUCAUGAAGGCAAAUAUUAAGACUGCUAAGAGGAGGGUAGUGAUGGCUUCCCUGUAUCUAGGAACAGGACCCCUGGAACAAGAGCUGGUGGACUGCCUACAGGAGGCGCUAAAGAGGUCCAGAGAGGAGAGAAUGGCCCCUGACCUCAAGGUGUCUAUUCUGCUGGAUUAUUCCCGAGGAUCUAGAGGUAAGAAGAACUCUCGGAGCAUGCUGCUGCCCCUGCUGCAGAGGUUCCCUGGUCAGAUGCGCGUCUCUCUGUACCACACCCCCGACCUGCGCGGAGUCCUCAAGACUCUCGUCCCCGAGCGCUUCAACGAGACCAUCGGCUUGCAGCACAUCAAGGUCUACGUGUUCGACGACAACCUCAUCAUCAGUGGAGCUAAUCUGAGCGACUCGUACUUCACUAACCGGCAGGAUCGGUACAUCUUGCUGCGGGACUGUGCGGAGCUGGCAGAUUUCUUCUCUGAGCUGGUGGGUGCUGUGGGCGACGUGUCCUUGCAGCUGCAGCGGGACGACACGGUGCAGGUGAAGGAGGGCAUGGUGCACCCCUACAAAGGCGACCACUCUGAAUUCUGCACAGUGGCCAGCAAGCGAAUCAUGCAGGUAGUGGACUUGGCCCGGGCCAGGCAGCAGCUCAGCGCUUCCACGACGGAGGAGACCCAGCGGCGGCAGGGGCCUGGGGACACGUUGGUCUUCCCGCUGGUGCAGAUGAAGCCACUCGGGAUUCGUCUGGAUGAGAUGGUGACCAAGCGGCUGCUGACGGAGGCAGGGGACGAUUCCCGAGUCUUCCUCACCUCCGGCUACUUCAACCUCACCCGCGCCUACAUGGAGCUGGUCCUGGGCACCAGGGCCGACUACCGCAUCCUGCUGGCGUCUCCAGAGGUCAACGGCUUUUUCGGUGCCAAGGGUGUGGCCGGAGCGAUCCCGGCAGCCUAUAUCCACAUUGCCAGGCAGUUCUACAGCAAGGUGUGCCGGGGGGGCCAGCAGGACCGAAUCCGGCUGCAUGAGUACAUCAGGAGGGACUGGACCUUCCAUGCCAAGGGUCUCUGGUACUAUUUCCAGGGGAGCGAGCGACCCUGCCUCACUCUGAUUGGCUCCCCCAAUUUCGGGUACCGCUCUGUGCACAGGGACCUGGAAGCCCAGCUUGCUAUAGUCACAGAGAACCAGGGUCUGCAGGCAGAGUUACAGCAGGAGCAGGAGCGACUGUACGCCAUGUCAACCGAAGUGUCACCUUCGACGUUUGAGCAGCCAAACCGCACCGUGAAGCUUUGGGUGAAGCUGGUUACCCCUCUCAUCAAAAACUUCUUCUGAAAGGAAGGAAACCCUGCAUGUGUUCCGCAGUGUGACGCUGGAAAUUAACCAAUUCUUUGAAAAUAAAGGAAGGAAUCAGCCAAAUUUGAACCAAGUCUCUCAAGGAGGAAGAGUACAGCAUUUCACUGAAUUAACACCCUGCACCAAAAGUAAAGCUGGCAUUAGCAUUAUUAUUAUUAUUAUUAUUAUUUAUUUCUUAGCAGAUGCCCUUAUCCAGGGCGACUUACAGUCGUAAACAAAAAUACAUUUCAAGAAUAUUACAUUUUGUGAUGUGGACCUGGGGAUAAAUUGUGAUGCUCACCUUGGUUUCAUUUGAGACUUGAACUGGAUUCAAAGCCAAACCUCAUCUUUUUUUUUGACGAUAAUCUCCUCCCGAGAACAAUCUCCUUCUAGAGAGGCGAGUAAUGAAUACAGUGGAUGAUACAAGUCAUAAGAAUGCAUCAAGAAAAACAGUUACAAGUUCGAAAACAUAAAGACAACAAAUUAGACCGCAAAGUUAGUUUGAACUUUAAGUUAGAAACUGAUUAGAGGUUUUGGUGGAGCCAGAGCCAGCUGAAGCAGCUGUGUGGCGCUGCCGUGCUGGAGCACAGCCAACCCGACGGGAAAGGCGAAAUUAAAAAGGAAAGGCUGCCCUCUUGUGGCUAAUAAAUCAAUCUCUAUUUAAUUAAGGCAUAGAAUUAGUCAUUAUUCUUUCAUAUUUAUUUGCUGUUCCCUCAAGUAAAGGACAAGACUGCACUGUUAUUUCCCCAAGCAGCAUAUGAUAGUGGCAACCUCUUUUACAAAAUGAAUCAUGCAGCUUAAUGUGUCUGUAUUAAAGUAAGUACAUUACACAACCCUCUCUAUUGGCAUAAAACAAAGUUGGAUAAUUUAGCUUUUGAUCAUUAAGCUGCCAACUAAACCAUGAUGAAUCAUUUAUUGUGUCCCUGGUACUUUUGAAUUAGGCAAAUUGCAUUUAAUAUCAUAAUAAAAUGGAUUUACAAUAAUACCUAUUGUUCAGGAUCCCAUUGGGAUCAGAGGAAUAUCGUUGUUAUCUUUAUUUUUGUGUAAGAACACAUAGAGUGUUGAACAUAUCCAAGUCCUGGACAAAGAACAGUGCUUGUAGUGCAGCAGAGUUCUCUCAUGUAAAGGCUCCAGAACUGGCAAAGUUUCAUACAAAUUACCAGGUGUCAGGCCAAUGGUGGAGAUCUAUUAAAACUGUUCCUUAAUGCUCUUUUCAUUGGAGCGUUGAUAAUGUCACAUUUUGAGGAAAGCAUUUUCUUUAGACUGGUACGGUAGCCUUUUUGUAGAGGUCAGUCUGAAUUGCCAAAGGACCAGUAUACACCAUCUACUCUCUAAUAAUCCAUUUGAAGUUUUUUUUUUUACAGUAAACGCUUUAAAUUGGUUAAGACCACUUUCAUACCUGACUGUGGCAGAAGCAUAUUUUGGAAAAUCAAUACGAAUAAGUAAUGUGAAUGCACUUCAUUUUAUUUUCUUUUGUUUUUUUUUGCUGCCCUUCUGAUAUUGUUGCAAGCUUGAUUUUUAGAUUGGUUGUAUUCUCAUAGGCAGCUUGAUUUUUAGAUUGGUUGUAUUCUCCUAGGCGGCUUGGUUUUUGGAUUGGUUGUAUUCUCAUAGGCGGCUUGAUUUUUAGAUUGGUUGUAUUCUCAUAGGCGGCUUGAUUUUUAGAUUGGUUGUACUCUCAUAGGCGGCUUUGUGGUCCAGUGGUUAAAGAAAGGGGCUUGUUACCAGGAGGUUCCAGGUUCAAUCCCAGCUCAGCCACUGACUCACUGUGUGUGACCCUGAGCAAGUCACUUAACCUCCUUGUGCUCCGUCCUUCGGAUGAGAAUUAAACCGGGGCCCUUAUUCUAAGUGACUCUGCAGCAGCAGUUGUGAUGCACAGUUUACUCCCCGAGUCUCUGUAAGUCACUUUGGAUAAAAGCGUCUGCCUAAUAAUAAUUCAAAAACUAUAGUAUGACAUUAUGUACAUUUUUGUGGUGGGGUUCAAAACUGACUCUAAAAGGUUUGAAAAAGAACAUAAUCAUGCCAAGGUUCAUGCAGGUUAAUCUUUGUUAUUUGGCUUUCCAACAUCUGUUUAACAUUUGUAAUGCUACUAAAAUAUAUAACCAAGUCUAAAUUACACUUGGCUGACCUCUCUCU
This is a messenger RNA of Acipenser ruthenus (sterlet), 3806 nucleotides long. Its product is annotated as CDP-diacylglycerol--glycerol-3-phosphate 3-phosphatidyltransferase, mitochondrial. Gene Ontology annotation, cellular component: mitochondrion. NCBI's taxonomy places the organism in Eukaryota, Metazoa, Chordata, Actinopteri, Acipenseriformes, Acipenseridae. The transcript is spliced from 10 exons. Gene Ontology annotation, molecular function: CDP-diacylglycerol-glycerol-3-phosphate 3-phosphatidyltransferase activity. Gene Ontology annotation, biological process: cardiolipin biosynthetic process. Bases 48 to 1673 code for a protein of 541 amino acids. The record is from RefSeq and is a predicted model, not a curated record.